AUGGCAGCGACUACGAGUUCCUAUGAGGAAAAUGUUUCGCAAUCGAGCGUCCAUGAAUUACGGAAAGAUGAGGAAGUAUCGGUCACUGAAACAAAACCUCAACUUUUAGAAGGUGAACAGAACACCCAUCUUCGCAAAUCUUUCUCUUUAUGGUCGAUUCUCGGUGUUGGUUUCGGUUUAACUAAUUCGUGGUUUGGUAUUUCUGCUUCGAUGGUAACAGGUAUUUUGUCAGGUGGUCCAAUGAUGAUUGUAUAUGGUAUUCUGAUCAUUGCAUGCAUCUCCGUUUGUAUUGGUGUGUCUUUGGGUGAAUUAUCUUCAGCUUACCCACAUGCAGGUGGCCAAUUCUGGUGGUCUUUGAAGCUGGCCCCUCCAAAAUAUAAACGUUUUGCCGCUUAUUUGUGUGGAUCUCUUGCUUGGGCCGGUUCUGUAUUCACUAGUGCAUCCACCACUCUAUCGGUAGCUACAGAACUUGUCGGCAUGUAUGCUUUAACUCAUCCAGAUUUCACGGUUCAAAGAUGGCACGUGUUUGUUUGCUUUGAACUAUUGCAUCUGUUUUUGAUGCUGUUUAAUUGCUAUGGUAAAUCUCUGCCGUUGAUUUCGUCAAGCUCUUUAUACAUCUCUCUGUUUUCUUUCAUCACUAUUACCAUCACUGUCUUAGCGUGUUCACACGGAAACUAUAACGAUGCCAAGUUUGUUUUCGCCACUUUCUACAAUGAAACCGGGUGGACUAACAGUGGAAUGGCAUUUAUUGUCGGUCUCAUCAAUCCUGCAUGGUCAUUUUCUUGUUUGGAUUGUGCGACCCAUAUGGCCUUUGAAGUUGAAAAACCCGAGCGCAUCAUCCCUAUUUCCAUCAUGGGUACCGUGGCUAUUGGAUUUGUAACUUCAUUUUGCUACUGUAUUGCCAUGUUCUUUUCGUUGCAUAACCUCGAUGAUAUCAUUAACUCCAAUACCGGUGCUCCAAUUUUGGAUAUUUACUAUCAAGCGCUAGGAAACAAGGCAGGUGCCGAAAUUCUUGGAUGCUUGAUUCUAUUUACCUCGUUUGGUUGCGUUAUUGCCUGUCAUACUUGGCAAGCAAGAUUGUGCUGGUCUUUUGCUCGUGACAAAGGUUUGCCAUUUUCAAAUGUUUGGGCAAAGGUUAAUCCUGAGUUAGGUGUGCCAUUGAAUGCUCAUUUGAUGUCAUGUGGUUUGAUUGUUCUUUUGGGAGUUCUGUACCUUGCUUCCUCCACUGCAUUCAACUCUUUGAUCACCGGCUGUAUUUCCUUCUUACUUCUAUCUUAUACUGUACCCGUGAUUUGUUUGCUAAUAAAGAAGCGCCAAAUCCCACACGGACCAUUCUGGUGGGGAAAAUUCGGUUUGCUUUGUAAUAUUGUUCUCUUAGGUUGGACCGUCUUUGCCUUGGUUUUCUUCUGUUUCCCAUUUGUUAUGCCUGUUGACAGAAACAACAUGAACUACGCUGCUGUCGUCAUUGUGGGCUAUAUCAUUUUUACCUUAAUUUACUGGAGAUUCAGAGGUCGCUACGAAUUCCAUGCCAUGGAAGAAGAGGAGUAUAAGGAAGAAGAUUCCCCUGAAAGGGAGCAAGUGGAUACCAGCCUGUGA
This is a messenger RNA of Lachancea fermentati, 1596 nucleotides long. Lineage: Eukaryota; Fungi; Ascomycota; Saccharomycetes; Saccharomycetales; Saccharomycetaceae. The record is from the annotation of a GenBank genome assembly.